Molecule: messenger RNA, 4657 nt
Organism: Amaranthus tricolor (Joseph's coat)
Lineage: Eukaryota; Viridiplantae; Streptophyta; Magnoliopsida; Caryophyllales; Amaranthaceae
Product: DNA repair protein RAD5A-like
Exons: 20
Coding region: 320-3409 (1029 amino acids)
Molecular function (GO): ATP binding; zinc ion binding; hydrolase activity, acting on acid anhydrides, in phosphorus-containing anhydrides
Source: RefSeq, a predicted model, not a curated record
GUGAAUAAAAUUGUGAUGAAUCAACCGUAAACGAAGUCGAUAGACAACCACCAAUAUCGUUAGACAGAGAUGGCGGGAAUUAACAAGCUUGCACAGUGCAUUUAGUUUCCCCAGUAGGCGCCUUUUUCUCAAUUCACUUUCUUCUUCAAAAACCCUAAUAAAUCCCGCCAAAUUCCCACAUUUACAUUGAAAUUCUUCCUUUUCGACCACAUCAAAAACCCUAAUGCACCCAAAAUUCUAAAACCACCUUAUAAUUCUGCAAUUGUUUCUACAAUUUUCAAAAGAGAAGGAAAUUAGGUUUUUCAUCGGAGGAUACGAAAUGAACAGCAAAAUCACAGAUGACGUGAUAGAGACAAUUCGUUCAUUCGUAGGACACGAUUACUCUCAAAUGGACAUAAUCAGAGCUCUUCACAUGGCGAAUAACGAUGCAACUGGUGCAGUUAACAUAAUUCUCGAUACCCCCAAUUUUAUUUCACAAAGUCGGCAAAACCCUAGAAUCAAUUCGAGAGAAAGGGUCAAAGUUCCUGCCUCUAAUUUGAUCAUGAUGGAGGAGAAUAACGAGAAUUCAAAACCAAAUGGGGGAUUAAAUUGCAAGGAUUUGGCGAUAGUAAGUAUGCAGGAGAAAGAAAAUGGGAGUAUCCAAUCGAAAAUCGGGGGCGAAGAAUGGUUGUUUGUUGGAUAUGGUGAGAUUUCUGCUAUGUCAACUAGUAAAGGGAGGAAGAUCAAGAUUGGUGAGGAAGUAGAUUUUGCAUUUCCUUUGAAGAAUAAGUUAACUUCACCUUCUACAGCAGGAAAGGUUUUUGGUAGAGGUAAACAAGUGGGAUCUUGUUCUGAGAUUGUAAGAUUCUCGACCAAGAGCGGUGGAGAGAUUGGUCGAAUACCAAAUGAGUGGGCAAGGUGUUUGUUACCUUUGGUGAAAGAUAAGAAGAUUAGAAUUGAGGGAUUUUGUAAAUAUGCUCCUGAGAAUUUGAGUAUUAUGGAUACCAUUGCUUUAAACGUGAGUGUCUACCUCAACAGUUCAAUGUUUCAAAAGAAUCAUCAAAAUUCGCUAAAAGCAGCUGGAAAUUCCAGUGAGGAAUCAGUUUUUCAUCCCUUGCCAACGUUAUUUAGGUUGCUUGGGAUUGCUCCAUUUAGAAAGGCUGAGUUCACUCCGGAUAAUUUGUACACAAGGAAACAACCUUUAGAAUCUAAGAAUCUUCUGCAUGCCUCAACGGUGCAUGCCAAGAAUACAAAGAGUUUGACAUCAAAUGGAAAUAAACCUGAAGAUGAGGUAGAAGUAUCAGAUGCUGAUGUUGAUAGAAUUGUUGGAGUUGGAGAUAGCUCUAAGCUGGAGGAAAUGGCUCCUCCAAGCACUCUUCUCUGUGAACUUCGUCCUUAUCAGAAACAGGCACUUCACUUCAUGGUCCAUUUGGAGAGGGGGCAGACCACUGAUGAGGCAGCUACUACCCUUCAUCCAUGUUGGGAAGCAUAUAAACUGGCUGACAAGAGGGAUCUCAUUGUGUACUUGAAUUCAUUUUCGGGUGAAGCAACAACAGAAUUUCCAAGUACUCUACAAAUGGCUAGAGGAGGAAUUUUGGCAGAUGCUAUGGGGCUUGGAAAGACAGUGAUGACCAUAUCUCUUCUCCUUACCAACUUGGAGAGACUAGGAUCACCUUGUAGCCAGUCAAUGAACCUUUCUUCUGGUGAAAAUAAGGAUCUUAAUUCAGCAUUAGAAGCAUCUCCUGAUCCUCCAAAAAAGCUUGCAAAGCUCGACAAGCUGUUAAGACAAGAGAUCAGUCUUGCAAAUGGUGGAAAUCUCAUUGUCUGUCCAAUGACACUUCUUAGCCAGUGGAAGGCUGAGAUAGAAACUCAUGCUCAGCCUGGGUCCCUCUCUGUUUAUGUUCAUUAUGGACCAGGUAGAUCGAAGGACGCUAAACUCUUGGCUCAACAUGAUGUAGUCCUCACUACCUAUGGAGUGCUAUCUUCAGAUUUUUCAUAUGAGAAUUCAGAAGGCUGUGGAGCACUUUAUUCUCUACGGUGGUUAAGAGUGGUGCUUGAUGAGGCACAUACAAUUAAGUCAACUAAAAGCCAAAUUUCUGUGGCUGCUGCUGCUUUAAUAGCCGACUAUAGAUGGUGUCUCACUGGAACUCCAAUUCAGAACAGGCUUGAGGAUUUAUAUAGUCUUCUUCGGUUUUUAAAGGUGGAGCCUUGGGGAAACUGGGCAUGGUGGAAUAAACUCGUUCAAAAGCCCUAUGAGGAGGGUGAUGAAAGAGGAUUGAAACUAGUCCAUGCCAUUCUGAGACCAAUAAUGUUACGGAGAACAAAGCACUCUGUCGAUAGGGAUGGAAGGCCUAUUUUAGUUCUGCCUCCAGCCAAUAUCCAGGUAGUAUAUUGCGAGCUGACUGAAGCUGAAAAGGACUUCUACGAGGCUUUGUUCAAGAGAUCUAAGGUGAAGUUUGACCAAUUUGUGGAGCAAGGACGGGUUUUGCAUAAUUAUGCUUCUAUAUUGGAAUUAUUGUUACGACUGCGUCAAUGCUGUGACCAUCCAUUUCUUGUCAUGAGUCGAGGUGAUACUCAAGAUUAUGCUGAUUUGGAUAAGCUCGCAAAACGUUUCCUUAAAGGUGGCAAUGGUGCUGCUGAAGGUGAAGAGAAAGUUUUGCCAUCAAGAGCUUAUAUUCAGGAGGUUGUUGAAGAGAUAAAAAAGGGAGAGCAGGGAGAGUGUCCAAUAUGUCUUGAAGCCUUUGAAGAUGCAGUUUUGACUCCCUGUGCUCAUCGUUUAUGCCGAGAGUGCCUUUUGGCUAGUUGGCGGAAUGCUGCUUCUGGUUUAUGUCCAGUCUGCAGGAAAUUGGUGAGCAAGCAAGAUCUCAUUACGGCUCCUACAGAUAGUAGGUUUCAGAUAGAUGUUGAGAAAAACUGGGUUGAAUCUACGAAAGUUUCAACAUUGUUGUCUGAAUUGGAAAGCCUGCAAUCAUCAGGAUCCAAAAGCAUUGUCUUUAGCCAGUGGACUGCCUUUCUAGAUCUGUUGGAGAUUCCUUUUACGCGGAGUAAUAUAUGUUUUCUUCGCCUUGAUGGAACUCUGAAUCAGCAGCAACGUGAGAAAGUAUUAAAAAAGUUCUCUGAAGAUAGUAAUGUCAUGGUUUUACUCAUGUCGCUAAAGGCUGGUGGAGUGGGAAUAAACCUAACAGCUGCUUCCAAUGCUUUUGUCCUGGAUCCAUGGUGGAAUCCGGCGGUAGAAGAACAAGCAGUCAUGCGCAUUCAUCGGAUUGGCCAAACUAAGGCUGUAACAAUUAAAAGAUUCAUCAUCAAGGGUACAGUUGAGGAGAGAAUGGAGGCAGUGCAGGCAAGAAAACAAAGGAUGAUUGCUGGUGCUUUAACAGAUCAAGAAGUCCGUAGUGCACGCUUAGAGGAGUUGAAGAUGCUUUUCACAUAGAAGUCAUAACUAAGAUCAUGCACCUUAGUACGGGUUUAAUGUUCAAUAGAUUUAUUUUUGGCAAUCGUACAUGGAAGCGAUGAAUCAUGUUGAACAACUCCUAAGGCCCUAACCUUGACAAUCCUUGAUCCUUCUUGGGGAGACAGGAAUUUGAGUGAUCAGUUUUAUCAACAUCAGCAAGUGAGGAAAUUUUGUGCAGUUAGAUUGCUUGCUUUAGGGGCUGGAUGUCAAUUUUCUGAAUGGUGGGGCAAUUUUAUGCUCUGCUUAUUUGUAUGGAGAGAUUUAGAAGAUAAGUAUAUGAGGUGGGUAGGUUGCGCAUAUUCAUCUGUAAUUUUGGUAGAUAUAAUGAUGUAUAUAAAUAUACCUUAAAAUCGAAUUAAUUUGGUCAUGUUUGUCCGGUAUUUUUAAUUAUUGGUACUCAAUGCUACUAGUAAAAUAUUUUUAGUUUGUUUGGAUAGAAAGAAAGAAAAUAGAAGGAUGCAUUUUUCUUUAAUUGGGUAAUAAAUGAGGGAGAGUUAUAGAGGAGAGGAAAUAGAAGAAAUGAGUUCAUUCAAUCAUAUUUAGUCAUAAAUCUCUAAUUAUUAUUAUAGAGACUUUUAAGAAAAUCUUGUUACUCACCUUUCUCUUUCUCUUUCCCUCCUUUCAUUUCUUUCUUUCAUAAUUUUUGAAGGUGAUUUUGAUCAAUUUGUUGAUGAUUUCAAGGCAUACAAUGUUGAUGAGGAUGAUGGGAAUGCAAUGGGGAAGGAAGGAGUGACAUGACAUUGGUGCUUCAAGGAAGCUAGUUGCAACUAGGUGCCUUGAACUAGGCGUUGAAUGCCUUGAAUAAGGUAGCGUGCGGUAUCAAACAUCAGAAGCGUUUGAUGGCGUGUGCUCAAACGAGCACAUGCAGUCAGACCUUGAUUUUGUAGGCUAUAUAUAGGGCCUAAAAUCAAUAUUAGAAUGAGAGGGAGGCUAUUUAUAGAGAGAAAUAGAUUUAGGAGAGCUUUAAGUGUCUUAUUGUAUUUAGCAUGUGUAAACUGCAUUAAAGAAGAUAACUUAAAACUUGAUACUAUGACAUCAAGCACUAUGAGUGUUGUUUCAUUAGUGAAUUGUUAAAUCUUUACUGAAAUAUACUUUCACUUGAUGGAAGGUGUUUUAGAUACCAUUUAUGUUUUGUGUGCUUAGUUCAUUAAAGCAUUAAUCUUUUCUUAUGUGUGUCGAUAUUCUAUUUUUCCUUCUUUUUCUACACUUCUAUCAUUGGUAGGCCCA